Molecule: messenger RNA, 4904 nt
Organism: Cuculus canorus (common cuckoo)
Lineage: Eukaryota; Metazoa; Chordata; Aves; Cuculiformes; Cuculidae
Gene: MCOLN3
Product: mucolipin TRP cation channel 3
Exons: 16
Coding region: 1096-3000 (634 amino acids)
Cellular component (GO): plasma membrane; lysosomal membrane
Molecular function (GO): NAADP-sensitive calcium-release channel activity
Source: RefSeq, a predicted model, not a curated record
UAGUUUUUUAAACAAAUUACCAUAUCCUUUCGAGAAAAGCAUGAAAAAAAAGGUGUCUGUUUUAGAGGAUUGUCUGAAAAUAUGACAACUAAAGAUAAUUCCUUUGAUUUGUUGGUAGUUCCUACCAUCUUAAGGAUAUUUCUAUAUUGCUUGUUUAGAAUUGACUUCAAUGUGCUUAUUCAUCCAGAAAUAUCCAAUCAUAGAAUGGUUUGGGUUGGAAGGGACCUCAAAGCCCAUCCAGUCCCACCAGUGCCAUGGGCAGGGACACCUCCCACUGGAUCAGGGGCUCCAAGCCCCAUCCAACCUGGCCUGGAACCCCUCCAGGGAUGGGGCAGCCCCCACUGCUCUGGACAACCUGUUCCAGGGUCUCACCACUCUCAUGGUGAAGAAAUUCUUCCUAAUGUCCGGUCUAAAUCUGCCCCUCUCCAGUUUAUACCCUUCCCCCUCGUCCUGUCACUGCAAUCCUUUGUGAACAGCCCCUCCCCAGCUUUCCUGGAGCCCCUUUCAGCCCUGGAAGCUGCUCUAAGGUCUCCCCAGAGCCUUCUCUUCUCCAGGCUGAAGGACCCCAACUCUCUCUGCCGGUCAAUGCAAUGUAUUAUGCCUUUCCAUUAAUGCUUAUCUAAAUUAAUGAUUCUAUACUUGAGGUUGGAAACAACAUUUAAAUCAACCUAAAUUAAAAGAUUUCAGAGCACAAAACCUACAAAAAGGAACAGCUCUGGGAAAUCAAUUGUUAUAAACAUUGCCAUGCGUUUUAUUUUUAAAAACCAGGCGAUGCAUUUCAUUAAAACUUCAUCACAAAUGCUCAGUCUCGUUUUUCAGCAGUUUUCCAGCAGAACACAGUUUUACAUUGGUUAAUUGGCGGAGCCUAAGUAAAUAUUUGACAACUCUGCCGUUUUGGAGCCUGGAUUAUUGGUAAUAUUUUGAACAUUAGGCUUGGGAGAGAAAAUAAGAUCUGAGUGUUCUCCUAAUUAUUUAAUGUACUGAAACAUUUACAGUUAUCAAGCAAAUCCGUGGAGUUUCCAGGUACUGCAAAAGGAGAAAGUCAGAGAAAUACAAUGGGAAAAGGGAUAACAUGGACGGCUGAAGAUAUGGAACAUGUUUUGUACCAGGAAUAAACAACAAUUCUUUUUAGCCCAGACUGAAGAGGAUAUGAUGGAAGGCAAUGAAAUCAUGAGAGUUUGGCAAUGCUGUGUCUCCAUUUCCAAGAGCAAACGAUGCGAAUACUCAUGUCUAAGAAAAAUGCUGUCUGUCUUGAAAAUUCCCUUUCUUUCAGGGACUGGGCAGCAGGGAAAACUACUGGCUACAGAAGUAGCUGACUUCAUUACAGAAAUGGAAAAUCCUGAAGUGGCCGUGAGCAGCUGCAGCGCUCCUGAUGAUGAAAAUCUUUACUGCUACAAACGACGCCUGUCACAGCAGGGACUUUUGGAAGACCAGCUUCGAAGGAAGUUAAAGUUCUUCUUUAUGAACCCAUGUGAGAAAUUCUGGGCCCGAGGCAGGAAACCUUGGAAACUUGGGAUUCAGCUACUCAAAAUAGCAAUGGUUACUGUUCAGCUGGUGGUUUUUGGAUUGAGCAAUCAAAUGGUGGUUGCCUUCAAAGAAGAGAACACUGUGGCCUUCAAACAUCUCUUCUUGAAAGGGUACAUGGACAGAAUGGAUGAUACUUAUGCUGUGUACACACAAACAGAUGUCUAUGACCAGAUUUUCUAUGUAAUAAACCAGUACUUACAGCUGCCCAACAUUUCUGUUGGAAACCACGCUUAUGAGAAGAGGGGAGCAGAAGAGACAGCUCUGGCUGUGUGUCAGCAGUUCUACAAGCACGGAACCAUCAGUCCUGGAAAUGACACCUUUGAUAUAGACCCAGAGAUUGUGACUGACUGCUUGUAUGUUGAGCCAAUGUUGCCAUCAGACAACACGACAGUGGGAAAGCACAAUUUGAAUUUCACUCUGGAUUUCCACAGACUGGUGGCGGUGCAGCUUAUGUUCAACCUGAAGGCAAUCAACCUCCAGACUGUUCGUCACCACGAGCUCCCUGACUGUUAUGAUUUCACCCUGACGAUAGUGUUUGAUAACAAAGCACAUAGUGGAAGAAUUAAAAUAAGGCUAGACAACGACAUAGCGAUCAGGGAGUGUAAAGACUGGCAUGUUUCUGGAUCAAUACAGAAGAACACUCAUUACAUGAUGAUCUUCGAUGCUUUUGUUAUAUUGACUUGUGUGGCCUCAUUGAUCCUUUGCACACGAUCAGUGGUUAAAGGAAUUCAGCUCCAAAGGGAAUUUGUAAGCUUUUCCCUAUAUUAUUACAAGAAAGAAGUAUCGUUCAGUGAUCAAAUGGAAUUUGUUAAUGGAUGGUACAUCCUCAUUAUGGUUAGCGAUGUCUUGUCUAUUGUUGGAUCAACCCUAAAGAUGGAGAUACAAGCCAAGAGCCUGACAAGUUAUGAUGUCUGUAGCAUACUCCUCGGAACAUCCACUAUGCUCGUGUGGCUCGGAGUUAUCCGCUACCUAGGCUUCUUUCAGAAGUAUAAUCUUCUCAUCCUAACGCUGCGAGCAGCGUUACCCAACGUGAUGAGGUUCUGCUGUUGCGCUGCUAUGAUCUACCUGGGCUACUGUUUCUGUGGCUGGAUUGUGCUGGGCCCAUACCAUGUGAAGUUUCGCUCUCUGAACAUGGUUUCCGAAUGUCUUUUUUCAUUGAUCAAUGGAGAUGACAUGUUUGCCACCUUUGCAAAAAUGCAGCAGAAAAGUUACUUGGUUUGGCUCUUCAGUAGGAUCUACCUCUACUCCUUCAUCAGUCUGUUCAUCUACAUGGUGCUGAGUCUCUUCAUUGCACUCAUUACAGACACGUAUGAAACUGUCAAGCACUACCAGCAGGAUGGCUUUCCGGAGACAGAGCUUCGGAGAUUUAUAUCGCAGUGCAAAGACUCGCCAAACUCUGGCAGGUAUCGGUUAGAGGAGGAGAGCUCUGUAUCUCUCUUCUGUUGCUGUAAGGGUCCUAGUGGACAUCAUUAACAGAUUGUGGGAGUGUAUCAUGGAGGAUUUAAAGCAGCACACAUUGAAGAACCUGACAGUAGAAUCGGUGGGAAACCUUAUAGCUAAAGCCUGAAUUUGCUUUUCUCAAAAACCGAUGUAGGCCUUGUGGCAGAAGCUUCUGAUAAAUGUACAGCCUUUCGGAAUAGGCCCUCUCACUGCUCGCUCAGGGGCUUGGGGUUUAUUAGAUUUGUUCUAGUGGUUUCCUCACUUGAAUUGCGUUAGAAUGCAAAGGGCAUUAAAAAGCUGUCUGUGUUCAGAGACUUGGCCGUUGUAUGAGUAGACUAGAAUUGGCAGUAACUUUCGAUGAUAAGUGGAAGCAGUGCUGGACAACUGCAACUUUGAAUGCCAACCGGGCCCUUGGUACUGCUAGUAUUAUCCAGCUAGGGCUGACGUGGCACUGCGUGAAUGAGAGCUCACCCUGGAGCCCUCUGCAUUUUGUGUUUAUCUACACUCAUACUAAAAAGAAACUAAACUAUGACAUUUAUCGUAACUUUUUUUUUCUGGAGGCAUCACAGUGAGUCGAUGCACAAGCCAUUCAAAUACAGCUGAGAGCAUAAACUAAAAACCAUAGAAUGACAGAAUGGUUUGGGUUGGAAGGGAACUUAAAGCCUAUCCAGUUCCACCCCCUGCCAUGGGCAGGGACACCUCCCACUGGGAUCAGGGGCUCCAAGCCCCAUCCAGCCUGGCCUUGAACCCCUCCAGGGAUGGGGCAGCCACAACUUCCCUGGGCAACCUGGGCCAGGGCCUCAUUGUGAAGAAUUUCUUCCUAAUGUCUGAUCUAAAUCUUCUCCCUUCCAAUUUAAAGCCAUUCCCCCUCAUGCUAUCACUUCAUGUCCUUGCAAAAGUCCCUCCCAGCUUUCUUGUAGCCUGCUUCAGCACUGGAAGCUGCUCUAAGGUCUCCUUGGAGCCUUCCUUCUCCAGGCUGAACAACCUCAACUCUCUCAGCCUGUCCUCAUAGCACAGGUGCUCCAGCGCUUGGAUUGUCUCAGUGGCCUCCUCUGUGGACCUGUUCCAAAAGUUCCAUCUCCUUCUUAUGUUGGGCAUUCCAGAACUGGACAUAGGGCUCCAGGUGGAGUCUCACAAGAGAGGAGUGGAGUGGCAGAAUCUCCUCCCUUGAUCUGCUGGCCAAGCUGCUUUGGAUGCAGCCCAGGAUAAGGGUUAUUAUGGGUUAAAUGCUGCAUAUUUCUAUAAAUAUAAUAAACUAAAUACUUAUAUAUUCAGAAGCACCACUUAAUGUUAAGUGAUGGUCUCUGCUCAGAGAGGUCAGGGAUGUGCCAGGUCAGAACUGGGGUCUGAGGCAGGAGCUGAGUGGAGAAAUGCAGAUGUUCUCCUGUAUCCAGCCUGGGUCGGAUCAGUUAUAGUCUUCACAUUUGCAGUGAGCUGAUCUUGGGUUUUUAAAGGAAGUCCGAUGAAAGCACUUUCAAAAUAUCUGGGGUUUUUUUAUUUGAAACCUUCCACUGGUACACAAGUAAACCUGAAGUCUAAGUUAAAUACAGAUAUGCUUAAUAGCUGUGUCUCUGAGAGUUGUUCUCUUUCCAUGCUUUGGAAACUGGAUGUUUCCUACUGACCCAAUAACAUGGUACUUUCAGUGGCUGUUUGAAACAUUAGAUCUUAUACAAGUUCAGCUUUGACAACUGACUCUGUAUUCUUUGUUGACUGUGAUAUUGUUUAAUGGAUGCCUUAUUUACUAUAUAUAUUCUACUCAGUCUUUGAGCAGAAUAGAAAACCAAAGGGGAGCCUUAGCGUGGAUAAUUUGCAUUUGUGAGCCACAAUCCUGUAGGUAUGUGCGACAAUGCAUAACGCUGUGCACAAAGGUGGAGGACACUAAACAUGUUCUGUCUGAAUGUUUACACAUUGUAAAUGCGCUACAAUAAACACUUCCA